AUGCGCUCCCUCCCUGCAGGCAUCUACACGCCCUUGCCGUGUUUUUUCAAGGAUGAUGAGGACUUGGAUCUUGAGGCGUUCAAAAAACAUGUCCAGUUCAUUGCAGGCGCAGGCACAGUGCCCGUCAUCAGCGGCAGCAUGGGCGAAGCCGUCCAUCUUAGCCAUACCGAGCGCAUCCAGCUCAUAAAAGCAGCCCGCUCGGCGCUCGACGAGAUCCAACUAACCGCCAUGCCCAUCGUCGCCGGCGCCGGGGCCAACAGCACGCGCGAGUCGAUCGAACUGGCGCAGGAAGCGGCCCAGGCCGGCGCGGAUUUUGUCAUGGUCAUUCCGCCAGGAUAUUAUGCUGGUGCUCUGCUGGCGAACGAUUCGGCCGCUAUCAAGCAGUUUUUUGUUGAUAUUGCGGAGGCCUCGCCGGUGCCGGUCAUACUGUAUAACUUCCCUGCCGUCUCGAACGGUAUCGAUAUAAACAGCGAUCUGAUCGUCGAGGUCGUCAAGUGCUCGCCCAACGUGUGCGGCGUGAAACUAACAUGCGCCAACGUCGGCAAGCUCACUCGCAUCAUGGCCCAGAUCAACCACGCGCAGUUCCAAGCUGCAUACCCUCGCAAGCAUCCCAUCAUUCCAUUCCGCGCAAUCGACGGGUUUAUUGACUUUCUGCUGCCGUCGAUUUCGGUUGGCUCGUCUGGCGCGAUUAGCGGGCUGCCGAAUAUUGCUCCAAAAGCAUGCGUCAGGCUGUGGGAGCUGUGCCAGUCCCUCGACGACCCGAACCAGUAUCAGGAGGCACAGAAGCUGCAGAACACCGUCGCGCUGGCCGAUGGACUCGCACUGAAAAUCGGAAUUGCCGGAAUGAAAAAGCUGCUCAAUCGCCAUUUUGGAUACGGCGAUAAACCACGCCGGCCACUGCUGCCCAUGGCCGACGACAAGGCGCAGGCGGUCUUUGAGGAUCCGUUUCUGACGGCGUUGCUGGAGGCAAGCCGAGGCUCCCCGCCGGUCGUCCGCCGUGACUUCCUCCUCAUCUCCAACAACAUCAACAACAACAAGAUGCCGCGAGAAACAGCUGCCCCCAAGGGCAGAAUCUACAAGUCUCGCAAGACGCGGCCCUGCGAUGCCUGUCGUCGACGCAAGGUGGCCUGCGAUAUGCCCGCAGGCCCGCCCUGCAGACGCUGCAUGCACAUGGAUAAAGCCUGCACCUUCGACGAAGGCCCCAGCCAGAGGAAACGACGCGCACCCAACACCAAUGCCAAUACGCAUGCCCAUUCAAGCGCCCAUUCGAAUUCAGACGAGGGCUCGCCGUUUGGAGUCUUCCCGGAGCGCGUCGGCGAUGGCGACGAUACCGAUGACGCCUGCCACUAUCUGUCAAUUUUCGACCCGACACGAAACACCAGUGAACAGACAAACUCGUCUUUUGCAAACGGCAUCUUGCUAGAUCCAAUGUCCCCUCUUCAAACCACAGCCAUAGCCACAAACCAUGCCCAUCCGACGCACCAGGCGUCGCUGGAAUUCAUCCCAGACGCAUUCAGUUUCUACAUCGGCCCAACCGGGGUGUCAGACAUACACCUCCUCAGCCAGCAGCAGUACGACGAGCAGAAUAUAUCGCGGCCCAAGGUGAGAGGGCUGAAAUAUCGAGUGCUAGGUGGAGAAAACGCCACUGAUUGCCAUUCCACCAUAUUCGGCAUCACCGACCGCUCCCUCCUCGACAAGGCAGAACCAAAGGUCGACUAUCAAACAAACGAGUCGGCCUGGUCUGAACUAUGGCAGAUCCUCGACCCGGUUGGUGCCUGGCAUCUGAUCGGUCUGUAUAGCCGAUUUGUCGAUCCUUAUUUUCCGAUUGUGUCACGACACCAGAUCCCAAAUACACCGGAUUUGCUCAGUAAUAUGUCUCUAGGCCUAUUAACGGCAAUGUGUGCGACUGCACUACCGUUUAUUAUGUACAACAAGGCACUAUAUACGCUGCUCCUGCGGCCGCCCUCAAGCCAGGAUCUCUAUCGUCUAGCCUGGCUAGGCAUCACGGCCGAACUGCAUGCACCAUCGUUAACUACACUACAAGCAUGUCUCAUUCUUCAGCAACGACUCCCCACUAAUCUAUACUUGUCUGACACCGCAUUCACCUGGACUCUGAUGUCGACAGCUGUAGCAACUGCACAGACGAUUGGACUACAUCGAGAUCCGUCCGCGUGGCUGUCAGUGCCCAUGUGGGAACGGCAACUUCGCCGUCGGCUGUGGUGGGCGUUGUGGGCGAUGGAAAAAUGGAUUGCGCUCGCACGUGGCAUGCCCAGUCAUCUGCACGAUGACGAUUCCGACGUCGCGCCCAUCAGCAUAGCCGAUAUCAAAAACACGCUCUCAGUGGACUGCGACAACUACGCGCAUCUGUGUCAUUUGGUCAUGUUAACGGGCAUCCUUUCUGACAUUCAACAUACAUAUUACACUGUUCGCGCUAUUAGCCGGACAUCGUCAGACCUGCAGUACGCUCUCGAAGCCGCACGGCCACUUCGGGCCCGAUUGAAGGAGUGGCGCGAUCAUGUCCCAGACGCACUGCGCUUUCGAGGUGGCGGCUCGCAGUCACAAUCCUCGCAGUACGGAGAAAACCUAGACGGAAACGGCGCGUUGCAUUUGUCGUAUAUCGUAGUGCACAUGACGCUCGUCCGUGCUCUUCUCCGGCCGUUGAACACAGAUCAAGCGGGUGCCAUUAACGACGGCGCCAAGGCUGUGGUUCGCGGGGCUCUGCUGUGUGUGAAGGAGUUUGUCGAGUUCAUCGAAACGUUGACCGAGACGCAGUGGAAUGCAUUCUGGCACAGCUGGAGCCGACCUAACUUUGCCAUCGCGGGCUCGUUCAUGGUGCACGUUCUACACAUCAUAGCUCCCCCGGACGCGGCGCGCCAGGCCGAGUUGGAAGCAGCUGGCAUUUCGCCGCUCUGGACGACGACCUUGGACGACGACUACCGCGACCUACUGGUCUGGAUCCGCCGCUGGCGACGGGCCAACCGGGUUUCUGCGAAUGGGGCGGCGGGCGUCAAGGGGCUGACCAACCUCGGGCUGAUGAAGGUUGAGACGCAAUUGGAGUCGAGUCGAUUUGAAUCUGACACUUCGACUAAUAAUAACAAGAAGAAUAGUACCAAGAAGAAUCUGGAGAAGUGCAUGAGACUGGAAGCACACAGAUUAUAG
Talaromyces atroroseus is the source of this 3159-nucleotide messenger RNA. RefSeq lists its product as hypothetical. Gene Ontology annotation, cellular component: nucleus. Gene Ontology annotation, molecular function: lyase activity; DNA binding; DNA-binding transcription factor activity, RNA polymerase II-specific. The transcript is spliced from 11 exons. Gene Ontology annotation, biological process: DNA-templated transcription. Bases 1 to 3159 code for a protein of 1052 amino acids. The record is from RefSeq and is a predicted model, not a curated record. NCBI's taxonomy places the organism in Eukaryota, Fungi, Ascomycota, Eurotiomycetes, Eurotiales, Trichocomaceae.